GCAAAAUUAAGAAUUCUUAAGGAGUGGUUUAGUAAUCCGACAGCUCAUGCCGACCUCUCGGCCGAGUUAACGACGUGUUUCUACGAUCCUUUAAAAUACUCAUCACACGGACCACACUAGCCACGUCAAACACACAUGCUACUCCAACAACCAGGCGAUAACUACCAUUUUUCUUGAAACACCAAGUCAAAUCUAUUAAUAGUCGGACAGAUCGGAACUCUCUCUAGUUCUUACAUUCAUAUCUCCAAUGAUGCCUCGCCGUGACGCUUUCUUCCUCUCUGUCCUCCUUAUACUCGCCACCGUCUCCUCUAUCACAUCAGCCGACGAUGAACCAGAUUGUGUCUACACAUUCUACAUCCGAACCGGAUCCAUUUGGAAAGCCGGCACCGAGUCGAUCAUAAGCGCUAGGAUCUACGACAAGUACGGAGACUACAUAGGGAUCCGAAACCUAGAGGCAUGGGGUGGGCUAAUGGGACCAGGUUAUAACUACUUCGAGAGGGGCAAUCUCGACAUUUUCAGUGGGAGAGCGCCUUGUCUCCCGAGCCCAGUUUGUUCGUUGAAUAUCACCUCCGACGGCUCUGGUGACCACCACGGUUGGUAUGUUAACUACGUGGAGGUCACGACGGCAGGAGUUCACGCUACGUGCUCUCAGCAAAGCUUUGAAGUUGAGCAAUGGCUUGCGACUGAUACGUCGCCUUACGAGCUCACUGCUGUAAGGAAUAACUGUCCGGUGUCGCUUAGGGAGAGUGUCGGUCAGAUCGGGUCGGAGAUCCGGAAGACUCUCUCUUGGAUUGUAUGAAUCAAUGAAUGAAUGGAUGAUGUGUGUCUUGGAGACUUGUUCUAUGUCGUCUUGUGAACGUGUGAUGCCAAUAAAAGAAAAUAUGAUUUCGAUUAAAUAUUCUGUUUUUUUUUGGUUCUGUACGAUUUAAUCAAAUAUUUUGAGUUACAAGUGUAUUUUUUUGUUUUUUUUUCAUCUGAAAUUUGAUUAUUCAAACACACCUUAGAGCAUCCGCAACCGUAAGACUUAUAGAAGUCCUUAAGAAAAAGAGUAUUUUAGAUUUAAUAAGGAUAUUUCA
Messenger RNA from Eruca vesicaria subsp. sativa (arugula), 1076 nucleotides. Lineage: Eukaryota; Viridiplantae; Streptophyta; Magnoliopsida; Brassicales; Brassicaceae. The record is from the annotation of a GenBank genome assembly.